Messenger RNA from Racocetra persica, 586 nucleotides. The record is from the annotation of a GenBank genome assembly. NCBI's taxonomy places the organism in Eukaryota, Fungi, Glomeromycota, Glomeromycetes, Diversisporales, Gigasporaceae.
UACGAAGUCUUAAUCGUCCUAAUUGACAGCAGUAAUAAUAUGGAUAAAGCGAAGAAUGAAAUAACCCUGAAAGACUUUGUGACAUAUCUUGGCCCUAUAGAGCUUUGGAGUUCCCAAAUCAAAGAGGCUGUUGAGUUCUGUCUUGGGUCAUCGUAUGCUGUUACAAUUUAUGUUGGAGGCAUAGAUAAUUUUAUUUUUAUGUACAAUCGAAACUGUAUAAAAAAGAUACCAGUUAUAAGAUAUAAGCAUUCAUCCGCAUCUGCGUUUGGAAAAGCGUUUAAGGAAUCUUUACCUAAUACAUAUGACAAUUUGAGAAAAGGAGAAAGUGUAUUUAGACGUGACGUUCCUAACCGAGAUCCGAUUGUUGACGAUAAUAUUCUCGAACAACGCUACUACACUUAUUCAAUGUCUCCGAUUCGCGAAAAGGAUGGUAAAAUUACUGCUAUGUUGGGUGUGUGUGAGGAUACAACUGAUAAGUUUCUAAGAAUAGAAAGAAUAGUAAUAAACACUCCUAAUAAUUUAACUCAACUUAUCAAGGAGUUAACCGCUGAAAAUCUACAAAUAACUGAAAUUAGGGAAGAAGAAA